UUUUACACAGCGCACGUGCCCAUAAAAACGAUUACAGGGGCGAUUUUAAAAUUCGCACGCUUUUUCUAACGUUAUUUUAUUUUUAUUAUGUGUAGGAUAGUGUUAUUGUUUUUGCUCGUGGGAUGCGGAACGUCGCAGCAGUUUGAUGAGCAAUUGUUCAACGACAACCGUCGUGUGGCCAAGACCGUGGUGGAGGCCCUCCAAGACCGGCGCUUCGACGGCGAGCUGACCCUCGACCUCAGGAAGGAGAACCAGGUGCUGCUCAACAGGACCAUGUCGCUUCUCAUCAAGUACAUCGUCAAAAGGGAAGUGGACAACUACCGGAAACGGCGAGCUGAAGCUAUCAGCCGGAAGAUCUACUCGGCACUCAUCAUGAAACUCAUCGACAUAGCCCGAGAUUUACCCAAGAACCAAUCGGCCACUGACCGCAUAGACACCGCACACCACUACUACAUGUCGGUGGAGUCGCGCGACCAGCACGACGACAUCGCCGACCGACAAGUAUUCCAUGUCUGCGCGCGGCUCUACGACAUCCUGUUCACUGCGCCCAGAAUUCUAGCCCAGCUGGGAAGAAUGGAUGACCUAACGCCCAGGGUCCUAGUGCGCAAGCUGCAGGACAUUGAAGUCAAGCCUGUGCAUCUUGGUGCACUUCUAGUUAUCCAGUACCAUCUCCGCCGCACAGUCAACUUCGCCAUCCAAAACAACAUUCUCGAGACCUUAAGCGCCGAGCCCCGCAUGGUGGGCCCUGAGGUCAUCGCGACCCUGAAGGACCUGGCCGCCUUCCUGCUGCCAGUGGUCGAGAUGCUGGAUGUCCACCUGGCGCAUUCGAGCCCCAUGUUCAAAGACACGUGCCCGCCCACGUGGCUCGGCAUUGUCAAUAAUAAAUAA
Molecule: messenger RNA, 888 nt
Organism: Cydia fagiglandana
Lineage: Eukaryota; Metazoa; Arthropoda; Insecta; Lepidoptera; Tortricidae
Exons: 6
Coding region: 88-888 (266 amino acids)
Source: RefSeq, a predicted model, not a curated record